Aethina tumida (small hive beetle) is the source of this 1148-nucleotide messenger RNA. RefSeq names its product cathepsin B. Bases 64 to 1068 code for a protein of 334 amino acids. The transcript has 4 exons. NCBI's taxonomy places the organism in Eukaryota, Metazoa, Arthropoda, Insecta, Coleoptera, Nitidulidae. Gene Ontology annotation, molecular function: cysteine-type endopeptidase activity. The record is from RefSeq and is a predicted model, not a curated record. Gene Ontology annotation, biological process: regulation of catalytic activity. Gene Ontology annotation, cellular component: lysosome.
UGAACGAGUAAAGAACAGCAAAGCCGACAUCAAGUACCGGAAGUUAAUUCCAGAAAGUUGAAAAUGAAAUUGAUAUUCGCGACUCUCGUCGCCGUCAUAUUACUGGCUCAUGAGCUGGAAGCUUAUCAUCCCUUGUCUGACGAAUUCAUCGAGGAAAUCAACUCCAAAGCCAAGACAUGGACUGCAGGAAGAAACUUCGCAAAAAACAUUCCUAUGAGUUACUUUACGAAAAUGAUGGGCGUUCUUCCCAACAGCAAGAAGCACAAUCCACCUCUUCUUGAAACGGUCGGAUUUGACUAUACACAACUUCCACAGAAUUUCGAUGCAAGACAACAAUGGCCCCAUUGCCCGACAAUUCAAGAGAUUAGAGAUCAAGGGUCAUGCGGUUCAUGCUGGGCCUUUGGUGCUGUUGAAGCUAUGUCUGACAGAGUUUGCAUUCACUCAAACGGCAAAGUAAACUUUAGAUUUUCCGCCGAUGAUCUUGUGUCAUGUUGCUACACUUGCGGCAUGGGAUGCAACGGGGGAUUUCCCGGAGCUGCUUGGCAUUACUGGGUUCGUAAAGGAAUUGUGUCAGGUGGCAGAUACGGAUCAGACCAGGGAUGUCGCCCAUACGAAAUACCUCCGUGCGAACAUCAUGUAAAUGGUACAAGACCUCCAUGCACUGGCGACGAUAACAAAACUCCAAAAUGCGUUAAAGCUUGCGAAAAAGGCUACCCCAUUAGUUAUGCUAAAGACAAACAUUACGGAUCUAAAGCUUAUUCGAUUUCCAAGGAUGUUGAUCAAAUUCGUCAAGAGAUUUAUAAAAACGGUCCAGUUGAGGGUGCUUUUGAAGUCUAUGAAGAUUUAUUGAAUUAUAAAAGUGGUGUUUAUCAGCAUACCACUGGUAAAAUGCUGGGUGGACAUGCCAUAAGAAUUUUGGGAUGGGGUGUAGAGAACGACACCCCUUACUGGCUCAUUGCGAAUUCCUGGAACUCAGACUGGGGUGACAAUGGCACUUUCAAAAUUCUCAGGGGCGAGGAUCAUCUUGGAAUUGAAAGCGGAAUUGUGGCUGGAUUGCCAAAAGUUUAAUUUCAUCGAUAUGACACAUAUAUAUUACUACAUAAUAUUUUCUGUAUGUUUUAUUAUAGAUAAAUUUUAUUCUUAAUUCA